Lachancea fermentati is the source of this 168-nucleotide messenger RNA. NCBI's taxonomy places the organism in Eukaryota, Fungi, Ascomycota, Saccharomycetes, Saccharomycetales, Saccharomycetaceae. The record is from the annotation of a GenBank genome assembly.
AUGAAGCUUUCAUCUGUUCUUUCAGUCUUUUCAUUGCUAGCUGUUGCUACGUCGAAUCCAAUUGUAACUGAAGUGGUCUACAACACAAUCGAGGUUGUCACUACUGCCACUGCCACUGUCACUCAGACAGUUCAAGUUACCACCAUCAGCGAGGCUAAAUUUGCUUAA